This is a messenger RNA of Bemisia tabaci, 829 nucleotides long. The record is from RefSeq and is a predicted model, not a curated record. NCBI's taxonomy places the organism in Eukaryota, Metazoa, Arthropoda, Insecta, Hemiptera, Aleyrodidae.
GUAUUUCGAGACAUUGAUUCACAUGCUGAAAGUCAGUUUAGGUACCGGAAUUUUAGCGAUGCCCAAGGCGUUUUCUAACGCAGGUUAUUUGCUGGGCAUUAUAGGCACUCUUGCUGUUGGAGCCCUCAGCACUUAUACGAUGCAAAUGCUUGUGCGGUCAGAAUAUGAGCUGUGUAAAAAGCGACGAGUUCCCAGGAUGACGUAUGCUCAGACAUUUGAGGCAGCAUUUGUAGAAGGACCCAAGACGUUCAGACCUUUGGCAAGAGCUGCGGGGGUGGCGUGCAAAAUAAUUCUCUUUUUGUUUCAAGGCGGUGCUUGUUGCGUGUACAUUGUAUUCGUGGCUGAAAACAUGAAAGCGGUGGGAGAUCAGUACUUCGGCAAAACGGAUAUCCGGCUCUACAUGGCAUACUUGUUGGGGCCUUUGAUCCUGAUCUGUUGGUUGCGGAAUUUUAAAUAUUUGGCACCGGUGUCGUCCUUCGGUAACGUAAUGACGUUGAUCUGCUACUGCAUUACGUUUUACUAUAUGCUCUCCGAUUUGCCGAGCUUUUCGACCAGACAAGCGGUCGUUGAAUUGGAUCGGUUUCCUCUUUUUAUCGGAACGGCUCUUUUCGCGAUGGAGGCGGUUGGAGUGGUGAUGCCUCUGAAGAGUGAAAUGAAAAAUCCGCGUCAGUUUCGAGGCUGGUUUGGUGUGCUCAACUGUGCAAUGGUACCUAUUACGAUCCUCUACCUUUUGGUAGGUCUUGCCGGAUACCUUAAAUACGGAGACACAGCCAGAGGCAGCAUCUCACUUAAUUUGCCGGAUAAUGAAGUGUAAGUACCGUUUCCAUGU